Phaeodactylum tricornutum CCAP 1055/1 is the source of this 918-nucleotide messenger RNA. RefSeq lists its product with no specific name. Gene Ontology annotation, cellular component: FANCM-MHF complex; Fanconi anaemia nuclear complex. The record is from RefSeq and is a predicted model, not a curated record. NCBI's taxonomy places the organism in Eukaryota, Bacillariophyta, Bacillariophyceae, Surirellales, Neidiaceae. Gene Ontology annotation, biological process: replication fork processing; resolution of meiotic recombination intermediates. Gene Ontology annotation, molecular function: chromatin binding; protein heterodimerization activity. The transcript has a single exon. Bases 1 to 918 code for a protein of 305 amino acids.
AUGGCUGAGCACGUACAAGACGACGUCAUCGGAGCCUCAAUGGACGAAGAGGUGGACCUGAGAGCGUCUGUCCAGUAUGCCGUCCUGAAGAUUUGUCAGGAGGAAGACGCCGGUAGUGACAGCUACACCACGCCCCGGGCGGUUGCCGCCUUGGCCGAGUUGACCUAUCUGUACGCGACACAAAGUUUGGGGCCCGAUCUAGACGCAUUUUCUUCCCACGCCGGCCGCCGGACCAUCAAUGAAUCGGACGUGAAGCUGGUGAUUCGCAAACAUCCAGAACACCUUGCCAAAUUGGAGGCGUAUUGCGCCGAGCAAGCGGUGGCGGCCGCUGCCGCUGUGGACGAUAACAAUAAGAUUCGCAAAAAGAAAGUUCCCACUGUCAAUCUACAGUCACGGAAGCGUUUGCAAGGUCAGAAUGUGGACGAUCAAGUGAACCAUAAUGAGGAUUCGUCGGAAGACGAAGACUUGGUACAAUUGGACAGUGCCAUGGAAGCCGCUAACCGACGUGUGGCCAAGUCAGCAGCAACCUCCUACACUGCAGAAAAGCUAAUGGGUAACUCGGACGACGAAGAUGUUACAUUGAAGCCCCCCGGGUCUUCGCGGAAAGCCCUUGGCAAAAGUCGUCCCGCUUGGUACGAAAGUAGCAGCGAUGACGAGGAGCUAGCUUUGGCUGGGAAGGAAAAGAAGAAGUCCAAGCCAAAAGCGUCGCCUUGUGCGUCCCGGUUUCGUUUGCCUUCAUCAUCGACGCCGCGCAAAGCAGACAAGGACUUGCAAGAUGACAGUGACAGUGAUACCGAAAUGAUGGGCGAUGCCCCAACUCGAUCAAGACACACCAAGCCUGUAUCCCGCGUCGAUGAGAUCAUGACGAAUCUUUCCGACGAUUCACUGGACGACACCAAGGAGAAUUGUUUGAGAUGA